This is a messenger RNA of Pantherophis guttatus, 3177 nucleotides long. It is a transcript of the gene THOC1, whose product is annotated as THO complex subunit 1. Gene Ontology annotation, cellular component: THO complex part of transcription export complex. NCBI's taxonomy places the organism in Eukaryota, Metazoa, Chordata, Lepidosauria, Squamata, Colubridae. Gene Ontology annotation, molecular function: protein binding. The record is from RefSeq and is a predicted model, not a curated record. Gene Ontology annotation, biological process: mRNA export from nucleus; signal transduction.
GCGCCGUGAGAUGACGUCAAUUAGAAUGCGUCACCGGUGGCGUCUGUCAGGAGCAAGGAUGUCGCCGCCAACGCUCUUCAGCUUGCCGGAGGCGCGGUUGCGUUUCAUGAAUUCUACUCGAGAUGCACUAAAAAACAAAACCAUUAAGCCUUUAUUGAAUGCAUUCAGCCAGGUACCUGGAAGUGAAAAUGAAAAAAAGUUAACACUGGAUCAAGCUUUCCGAGUUGCUCUGGAAGAAGAAAUUAUAAAUAAAGCUUCUUGUGAAAAUGUCCUGGCUAUCAUUUCACUUGUUAUUAAUGGGGUCAUAGAAGGUAUUUGUACUGCAUCAACCCCUUUUGUGCUCUUGGGAGAUGUUUUGGAUUGCCUUCCUUUGGAUCAGUGUGACAGAAUUUUCACCUUUGUGGAAAAAAAUGUUACCACGUGGAAAUCGAACACGUUUUACUCUGCGGGAAAGAAUUAUUUACUGAGAAUGUGCAAUGAUCUUUUAAGAAGACUGUCAAAAUCACAAAAUACAGUAUUUUGUGGAAGAAUUCAGCUCUUCUUAGCCAGGUUAUUUCCUCUUUCAGAAAAGUCAGGGCUUAACUUGCAAAGUCAAUUUAAUUUGGAAAAUAUCACAGUUUUUAAUACCAGUGAGCAAGACAGCACCCUUGGACAGAAGCAUGCAGAGGAGAGAGAGGAAGGAAUGGAAGUGGAAGAAGGUGAAAUGGGAGAUGAUGAAGCUCCUACAAGUUGUUCCAUUCCAAUAGAUUAUAAUCUGUACAGAAAAUUUUGGUCACUUCAAGAUUAUUUCAGAAAUCCUGUGCAGUGCUAUGAAAAGGUCUCAUGGAAAAUAUUUCUUAAGUACUCAGAAGAAGUAUUAACUGUCUUUGAGAGCUACAAGUUGGAUGACACUCAGGCAUCAAGAAAAAAAUUAGAAGAGCUGAAAACUGGAGGAGAGCAUGUUUAUUUUGCAAAAUUUCUUACAAGUGAAAAGUUAAUGGAUUUACAGUUGAGUGACAGCAAUUUUCGCCGCCAUAUCCUAUUGCAGUAUUUAAUAUUAUUUCAGUAUUUAAAGGGGCAGGUAAAGUUUAAAAGUUCAAACUUUAUUCUGACUGAUGAACAGUCCCUGUGGAUUGAAGCUACCACAAAACAAGUUUACCAGCUUCUAUCAGAAAACCCACCUGAUGGAAAAAGGUUCUCCAAAAUGGUAGAGCAUAUAUUAAACACAGAAGAAAAUUGGAAUUCAUGGAAAAAUGAGGGCUGUCCAAGCUUUGUGAAAGAAAGACAGAGUGAUUCCAAGCCAGUGAGACCUUUUGUGCGAAAGAGACCAGCUCCUGAAGAUUUCUUAGGGAAAGGACCUAACAAAAAAAUUCUAAUGGGAAACGAAGAAUUAACUCGCCUCUGGAAUUUAUGCCCUGAUAACAUGGAAGCAUGUAAAUCUGAGAAUCGAGAAUAUAUGCCAACAUUGGAAGAGUUUUUUGAAGAAGCUAUAGAACAGGCAGAUCCUGAAAACAUGGUUGAUAAAGAAUUUAAGGUUGUGAAUAAUUCUAACUAUGGCUGGAGAGCAUUAAGACUAUUAGCAAGAAGAAGUCCUCACUUUUUUCAACCAACCAAUCAACAGUUUAAAAGUUUACCGGAAUAUCUUGAAAAUAUGGUCAUCAAAUUAGCUAAAGAAUUACCUCCUCCUUCUGAAGAAAUUAAAACAGGCGAGGAUGAAGAUGAGGAAGAUAAUGAUGCUUUAUUAAAAGAAAACAAUGAAAGUCCAGAUGUUCAACGGGAUAAGCUUGUAACAGGAGAACAAAUAGAAUUAUUUGCUAACAGACUUGGUGAAUAUUGGAAAGUCCUGGCUCCAUACCUGGAAAUGAAAGACUCUGAUAUAAGGCAGAUUGAAUCAGAUAGUGAAGAUCUGAAGAUGAGAGCUAAGCAGUUGCUUGUUACCUGGCAAGAUCAAGAAGGAAUCCACGCUACUAUGGAAAAUUUGAUUACUGCAUUGAACAAAGCUGGACUGAAUGACCUUUCUGAAAGCUUAUCCAAUGACAGUGAAAACAGCUAAUUUGAAAAUGGCUUUUUAUUUAAAACAAUGGCUAUUGUUCCCGAAUGUAAUAUUUGAUAGGGCAGUUUAAUUUGAUGAACAAUAAAUCUUUUAAUUACAUAAUUGUCUAAAAUUCUGCAAAGAAUUAGUACUAAACAAACAUUCCUCUGAAAUCCUUAAGAUGUGGAAAAGUAGAAAAUAUAUAUUCAUGUGUGUGCUAUAAAAGAGAUUUCUUUAAUAUAACUGAGUGUGUUUUAAGGGGUCAAUCUCAAAUUACAUUCAAGCACACAUUCCAUUUCUUUACUGAAGAGCUGGCAAAGGCAAUUGCUGUUUGUUUGCUAACAAGCUUUGUAUAUAGAAAAUCAACAAGGACUACAUUACAGUUAGGCUAUGAUUUUCAUAUAGUCUGUUAUAAUGGAGUACCUCCAAAUGAUGUUGAUAGCAGAACUGCAACUAAUAUUUAGUUUUGAUCAUUCUGGGUCAGGCUUUUUAAAAAAAAUCAGGCACAAUGCUGAUUUGAAAUGAAAAAGCAAAUUGGUUAACAUUGGGAUUCUGAUUGUAAUGUUUUGUAGUUUUUUAAAAAAGUGGCGUAUUGAAGAGGACACUGAUAUUCUUCUCAUUUGGCAAAUUGUGCUGUUUUUUGAUAGAACUCCCUGAAACUCAGGAGUAGUGAACCUAUCACUUAUGUCAAGUGUUCAGGUAAAUCUGUUUAAAAAGCAUUUUGUUGGAGGAAAAUAUUUCUAGGUGUUCUAGUUUGGCCUUGUGUUUAAGUGAAAUGAGCUGUAAAAGCACUCAACUUUUCACCCUAAUGUAAGCAUCUCGAUGCUGAAGAAAGACCAAUUACAUCCUACUUAAUUCACAGAAUUCUGUGGCUUUUUUUAUAAACUUAAUUCAGUGUAUAUUUCAAUUUGUUCAACUUCUGGAAGGAUAACUUCUGUCUACUACCCUGGUUAACUGCUGAAGUAGGUAAUGCUGAUGCAAAGAAAUUCAGUAUAAAGAACACACUGCAAAAAGCCCUCUUCUUUCAGUACUUUGGUUAUAACAUACUAUGUCUAUCUGUUGAUGGCAACUGUACUAUCUUUUAGAACCAUUAUUUUGAUAAAUGUCUGCUGGAUGACAUUGUAAUUGGAUCUUAAAAAAUUAAAUGCUAGUGGUUUUGAUCUCUA